This is a messenger RNA of Lepisosteus oculatus (spotted gar), 5486 nucleotides long. RefSeq names its product terminal uridylyl transferase 4 (gene tut4). Lineage: Eukaryota; Metazoa; Chordata; Actinopteri; Semionotiformes; Lepisosteidae. Gene Ontology annotation, molecular function: nucleic acid binding; zinc ion binding; RNA uridylyltransferase activity. The record is from RefSeq and is a predicted model, not a curated record.
CAGUUUAACAUGGCGGUCGUGGUUGCUGUUUUUAUCAGGCCACAGGACGUACAUAAACAUUGCGAAGAUGGAGGGCGUUUAAAAUCUCGGUAAAGUAAGGAAGGCACAGAAACGUAAGGUACCCAGUGGGCUCUGCCCCUCCUCCCUGUUGAUCUAUUGCUACAGUCUGCCAAGGUGGAGCCAAGGCAGUAGGUGUUGAUCCCUAGGCAGCAACAAACAUGCAGGAGCCCCAGAGCCCAAGGAAAAUGGCUAAGCUCUUGCGCAGUGAGGCCAGAGCGGGCAAGGCCAUAGCAUCCAAGAAUGCGAAGGAGGCUUUGGCACCAAAGGACUGUGUUAAGACUCCGGGCUGGAGCAACAAUGAUAUCAAAAACAGACCCCCAGAUGAACCCAAAGACCCCGGGAGCCUGAGGAGCCCAGGUGCGACCUCACAGGAGCAGGGCCAUGGGAAGUUUCGGAGACUGACUGGCAGGUCCAGCCCGGGAGAGAAGGGGAAAGGGGGAAAGCCGCAGCAGCAGCAGGCACAGGGAUCGAAUGCUGGGAAGAAUCCGCCUCCCUCUGGAACAGAAAAUCUCGGUACAACUAAGGGCCCUGCUCAGCUCCUCCAGCUGAGUGUGGAGGAGAAUAAGAGCACCAAGGACACUUACGAUAAAGAAGAUAAAACACGGAGUGAGGAUGCUGCAGGCCAGUUGGCAGAGACACCCUCCCUGGAGAAGCCAGUCGGUGCUGUUGAAGUGAUUGAUGAGUCUAAUCUGACCACUGAGCAGCAGCUGGGGCUGAAACAAGCAGAGGAGAGACUUGUGCGGGAUUACAUUCACCGGCUGCUCAAGCGCUUGCCAGAGUAUCCCAACUUCCAGUACCUAUGCAAAUUGUGCUCAGUGCACAUUGAGAACAUCCAGGCAGCACACAAACACAUCAAGGAAAAACGGCACAAGAAAAACAUCAUGGAGAAGCAAGAGGAGAACGAGCUGCGGGCUCUGCCUCCACCGUCGCCCUCCCAGCUCCAGGCAGUCAACGCUGCUGUGCUGGAGGCAGCCAAGCAGCAGGGCAUCUCUCAGGAGGACCACGCUGUGCGGCAGGGUGUCGUCCUCACGAUGGAGGAGAUCAUCAAGCAACAACUGUCCGCCUGUUCCCUCCGACUCUACGGCUCAUGUCUCACCAGGUUUGCCUUCAAGACCAGUGAUGUCAAUAUUGAUGUCAUGUUUCCAUCCAAUAUGACUCAACCAGAUGUUUUAAUACAAGUACUGGAAAUCCUUAAAAGUAGCACUCAAUACACUGAUGUUGAGUCAGAUUUUCAUGCCAAAGUUCCUGUUGUGUUUUGCCGAGAUGUUAGCAGUGGUUUGAUGUGCAAAGUGAGUGCCGGCAAUGAUGUAGCCUGUCUGACUACUAACCUCCUGGCUGCCCUGGCCAAGCUGGAGCCCAGGCUAGUUCCACUGGUCCUGGCUUUUCGCUACUGGGCGAGGCUGUGUCACAUUGACUGCCAGGCUGAGGGCGGAAUCCCCUCUUACUCAUUCGCCCUCAUGGUCAUCUUCUUCCUCCAGCAGAGGAAGGAGCCCAUCCUCCCCGUCUACCUGGGCUCGUGGAUGGAGGGCUUUGAUAUGAAGCAGGUGGACGAGUACCACCUGAAGGGCAUUGAGAAGGACAGGUUUGUGCUGUGGGAGCACCGGCCGUCCACCAGUGGGGAGAGUAAGAAUGCCGGCAAAGCCAAAGCAGAGCAGAAGAAAUCGGCUGCCAAGAAGCCCGAGACCUUGGAUUCCAAUGGCUGGCAAGGAAAACCCAAGAGCGGCAGGAUACCGCUCACUUUGGAGUCCAGGCCGGAGGUGUCUCUGGGGCAGCUGUGGCUGGAGCUCUUGCGCUUCUACACUUUGGAAUUUGCCCUAGAAGAGCACAUCAUCAGCAUUCGCCUGCAAGAACUGCUGUCCCGUGAGAUCAAGAACUGGCCCAAGAGGAGACUGGCCAUUGAGGAUCCUUUUGCACUGAAGAGGAAUGUGGCACGGAGCCUUAACAGCCAGAUGGUUUUUGAGUACAUUCUGGAGCGAUUCCGCACAGCCUAUAAAUACUUUGCUUGUCCACAAAGCCGGGACGACACCACAAAGGGACAAGAAAGGGGCGGUAGGUGGGAGAAGCCAAGAGCUAAGGGGACUAGCAGGCAGCCGCAGGCUGGGACUCGGAGCAAGGGAGGAACACCAGACAACAAAGAGGGCAAAGGGACUGAGCCGAGGCUCCGGGAGAUGGAAGAGGAGGAAGACACAGAUGAUGAAGAGGACGAGGAGGGGGUGCUAAGUGACGAGGACUACACUCCAGAGGGAGUUUUGCUGCCCGAGAGCUUUAUGGACUUGGACUUGACCGACAGGGAGGAAGGCCUGUCCGAAACAACCCAGGGCAAUUUUGCACAGACAACAGCUCCCAGGUUGAAGGGGAAAGCUGGUAGCCGCGGGGGGGAUGGGGUCAGGUCGUUGCGCUCGGACCUAGCGGGCAGCCCCGAGGACGGGCCUGCAGGAGAAAGUGGCGUAGCUCCUCUUCGGGAGCACGGCCAGGAAGGCUACCUGGCUGGCGGCUCCUUAUCUACCUCGCUUAACGGGUCAGCUGAGAACGGGCUGCUUGAGAGCGAUGAGGAGGAGAGAGACGACAAGGGAGAGACGCCAAAUGUCCCUGAAGAUUUAUACUACGUCUUUGAUAGAAUAAUCUUCACAGGAGGAAAGCCACCCACAGUGGUCUGCAGCAUCUGUAAGCGGGACGGACACUUGAAAGAUGAGUGUCCCGAAGACUUCAAGAAGAUCGAUCUGAAGCCUUUGCCGCCCAUGACGGCCAGGUUUCGGGAAAUCCUGGACGGGCUCUGCAGAAUGUGUUAUAAUGAAUUGUCCCCGCGGCUGGAGGAGCAACAGAAGAGAGAACACAUCCUAGCUAGCCUGGAGAGGUUCAUACGUAAGGAGUACAAUGACAAGGCCCGGCUGUGUCUCUUUGGCUCCUCUAAGAAUGGAUUUGGUUUCCGUGACAGUGACCUGGACAUCUGCAUGACACUGGAAGGUCACGAUACAGCAGAGAAGCUGAACAGUAAAGAAAUUAUUGAAGGUUUAGCAAAGGUUUUAAAGAAGCAUGCAGGUCUAAGAAACAUCUUGCCUAUCACAACAGCUAAAGUGCCUAUAGUCAAAUUUGAACACAGACAAAGUGGACUAGAAGGAGAUAUAAGCUUGUACAAUACACUGGCACAACAUAACACCAGAAUGCUGGCUACAUAUGCUGCUAUUGACCCUCGAGUGCAAUAUUUGGGAUAUACCAUGAAAGUGUUUGCAAAGCGCUGCGAUAUUGGCGAUGCCUCAAGGGGGAGUCUGUCCUCCUAUGCCUAUAUCCUCAUGGUACUUUAUUUCCUGCAGCAGAGGAAUCCCCCUGUGAUCCCAGUCCUACAGGAGAUAUUUGAUGGUAACAAUGUCCCUCAGAGGAUGGUAGAUGGCUGGAAUGCUUUCUUCUUUGAUGAUAUUGAGGAGCUGAAGAAGCGCCUGCCUGAUCUGGGACAGAACUCAGAGUCGGUGGGGGAACUGUGGCUGGGUCUGCUGCGCUUCUACACCGAGGAGUUCGACUUCAAGGAGUAUGUCAUCAGCAUCCGGCAGAAGAAGCUGCUGACUACCUUCGAGAAGCAGUGGACGUCCAAAUGCAUAGCCAUUGAAGAUCCAUUUGACUUGAAUCAUAAUCUUGGUGCUGGAGUUUCUCGGAAAAUGACUAACUUCAUCAUGAAGGCUUUUAUCAAUGGAAGGAAGCUAUUUGGUACCCCGUUCUACCCUCAACCUGGGAUGGAAGCGGAUUACUUCUUUGACUCCAAGGUGCUCACCGAUGGGGAACUGGCUCCCAAUGACAGGUGCUGUCGUAUUUGUGGAAAAAUUGGCCACUAUAUGAAGGACUGCCCCAAAAGACGCAGGAUGAAGAAGAAGGAAAAUGAGAAGGACGAUGAUGUGAAGGAGGAAGAGCGCGAGCCCAGGGAAAGACGUUGUUUCCAGUGUGGGGACACGGGCCACGUGCGCAGGGACUGUCCUGAAUACCGUCAGCUGCGCCAGAGGAGCGCAGCAGGGCCAGUCCCUCAGAUGAUGCGGACUAUGGCGACUUCCCAGUCAAUUCCUGUGCCUCAGCCAGUGGCGGCGUCCCAGGAUCGGCCUGGCAGAACUCGGCAGUCCUCUGAGUGUUCAGAGACACGUCAGACGCCUCCCUACUCUCCACAGCCCACACCCUUCAGCCAGUGUACCUCCCAGCCCGCCUGCUCCCCUCAGUCCCAAGCUGGGGGGGGCUCCUCCCAAGCUAAGGCCCCGGGGCCUCCCAAGCAGCACCCGCAGGUCCAGCUCCCGCUGUUCAGCUUCCAUCCCUCGCACGCGGGACAGUACCACCCCGGGCUGCCGGCUCUGGGGCUCCUUCAGUCCCACCAGCAGCAGCACCACCCCGUGCCCAUCCCCUCCACGUCCUGGCCCAUCCACGGGCCGGUGCUCCAGGCCUCUGCCGCGGCGGGCCACCCCUCUCCCCCCGGGCUCAGUUUCUCCCUUCGCUCCACCCCCUCUAAUGGCAGCAGCGGCUCCCCCAGUAACACCAGCCCCAUGAGCCUCAACGACCCCAGCAUCAUUUUCGCCCAGCCGGCAGGCAGGCCACUGGGCCUCCCCCCCGGGGCAGGACGUGAGGGGCCCUGGCACAACCACCUCAGCCCGGGAGCACUGGUGGGGAAUGGCACCAUGGGGAAGUCAGACCAGGGUUUUCAGGGACAGUUUGGCAAAGCGACUCAGGGCUCUCUGCCCUGGGACCACAGCAAUCCUGGUCACUACUCACUCUCUGCCUCAUGGCCUUAUCGGAUGCCUCAGAGCUUCCUGCAGCAGGGAAACGGAGGUUUCCAACAGAACAAACCUUUCAUAACACAAGGUACAGUGAUGCACAGCAACCAGCAUUUCCCACUGUUGCAACAUCGGCGGCAUCAUGCAAAUCUCAACUACAUCCAACAGAAGAAGUAAAGCCCCUUUUAUUUUUCUCAGAAGUCCGUUCACGGUCUUACCUUUUAAAGAAAAUAUAUUUUAUCUUUGCAUUUGCAUUUGGUCACGAGACUGUUUCUAAAAAAAUAUUGUAUCAUUUUUGUACAUAAGUUUUUACUUUUUUGUGUCAUCACAUUGAUUUGUGAUACAAAUGUCAAAUAUUUUAAUGCCCCCAUUUUUGAAGGGGUCCAAAAAUGAUUUUAUUUUAUGUGUAAAAGAAGGUUUUAAAAUGUAUUUACUUUUUAUUAGCUGUGUUCAUACUUCGCUUGCUGAAGGACAGUUUUUGAAAAGGAAUUUGUUUUAAAAACAUCGCCCUUAUUCAGAUAAUUAUGUAGUGCCAAAAAAUAAAUGUCCUUAACACAGACAAGAAAAAUCUGAAAAAUAAAAAAGCAAAUGAUCGAAAUUGUUCCACGAUUUUUUUGUUCAUGCCAAGUUUGUAAUCCUAGCUUACAAAAGGCAUAAUUGCAUAAAAUACAUUUGACUGCUUCA